GGAUUUUUCCAAGCCACUUUUAACACAUUUCAGUAAUAGUAAAUCCGAUGUUGGAAAACACAGUGCAAAUAUCGAAAAAGAAUAGGGCGGUCUAUCAAGACACCGGAAGUGCACGUAGGCCGGGUCGCCGGAAGUCCUACGUUCUGUGCUGCGUGUACACUUGUCUGGCUCGUACGGAAACCGCGCGGGGUCAGCCCAAGUCCCUUUUUGCGAGGUCUGGAGCAGCGUGGCGGUGGGAGACGGCGAUGGCUCCCAAGGGCGGUAGCGGCGGGGCUCGGCAGCAGUCUGAGGAGGAGCUGCUCUUGCAGGACUUCGAAGCCCUGGCAACCUCUGUCCGGCCCAAAGUCCUCCGGCGCUGUUUUUUUCAGGGAACGCGCCUUCAUCGUGUCUCUGGCUAUCCCGGAUCUGGCUGUACUGGCGGAUCUGGCACAUGGACCUGGUCCAGUCUGCAGUCCUGUACAGCGUGAUGACCCUCGUCAGUACAUACCUGGUUGCUUUUGCCUACAAGAAUGUAAAGUUUGUUCUCAAACACAAAGUAGCUCAAAAGAGAGAAGAUGCUGUUUCCAAAGAAGUCACCCGCAAGCUGUCUGAGGCAGACAACAGGAAGAUGUCACGUAAGGAGAAAGAUGAGAGAAUUUUGUGGAAGAAGAAUGAAGUGGCAGAUUACGAGGCGACCACAUUCUCCAUCUUCUACAACAAUACUCUCUUCCUGGUCUUGGUUGUGGUCGCCUCAUUCUUUGUGCUGAAGAACUUCAAUCCCACCGUAAAUUACAUUCUCUCCAUCAGCGUUUCAUCCGGGCUUAUCGCUCUGCUCUCUACUGGCUCUAAGUAGAUGGAAGAAUUUGGAUGGAUCUAUCCUAUCCACUCAAAGGCACGAAAGUGAAGGUGGUGUUGCCUUUGCGCAUCUUGAAAGCAUGGGAUUUUUUUUUUAGCAUGGAUAUGGAUAGAAAUGUAUGUUCUGUUUCCUUGAAGAAACAGAUGCCAAAAAUUACUAUACAUUGGAUGUUGGAAAAAAGCUUUUAAGGGUUAAAACUUCAGUGGAAUACAAGAAUGUCAAGUGAUCCAUCACAAGAACUGCACCUGGAGUUUGCGAGAGGUGUAUGUGUAGCAAAUAUUUUGUUACCUGUCAGUAAAGGGAGCCUUGUUUUGCUGUAGACCGUACCUCUUAACAUUUUGUAACAGUGUUUGAAUAAAGGCAUUUCCAAGA
Molecule: messenger RNA, 1207 nt
Organism: Sphaerodactylus townsendi
Lineage: Eukaryota; Metazoa; Chordata; Lepidosauria; Squamata; Sphaerodactylidae
Gene: SSR3
Product: signal sequence receptor subunit 3
Exons: 5
Coding region: 431-832 (133 amino acids)
Biological process (GO): SRP-dependent cotranslational protein targeting to membrane
Cellular component (GO): endoplasmic reticulum; membrane
Source: RefSeq, a predicted model, not a curated record